CAAAACUCCAAUUACUUCUCAGCCAAAGCCUUAUCUGCCUUUCAAACUUUAUCCACAUUCAAUCAAAAUGACUGCCGCGAGUAUUACCAAAGCACUGUUCAUUGAUUCGGAGAACAAUCCCAAAGUCAUCGAACGACAAGGCCUUCCAACACCAAGCAACGGAGAAUUACUUAUCAAAGUCUUAUACUCGGGCGUCAAUCCUGCCGACAUCAAGCAUGCGACCUUCCUAGGAAUGAACAAUACCGUUAUGGGUCAUGACUUUAGCGGUCAAGUCAUUGAGACUACAAAGCCAAACUCUCUCUAUAAGCCUGGAGAUAUUGUGGCCGGAUACACGCCCGCAGGUCUUCAUCAAUCUAUCAAUUAUGGAGCUCAUCAAGCUUACAUCACAUGCCCGGAAGAUAUGCUGUUCAAAGUCCCUGAUAACUUGCCAUUACCCGAUGCAGCGAGUUUGACAGUUGUUGCCAUGACAGCAGCUGACGCUCUAUACAACCACUUCAAAUUUCCUCUCCCUAUGCAGGAGGAAAGAUCUGCCUACAAGACUCCGUUUCUGCUCUGGGGGGCAACAGGUUCCGUUGGAUACUGCGCCCUUCAAUUCGCCAUCGCAAGUGGUGUCUCCCCCAUCUUUGUCACAGCAAAUCCAGCGCAAUUUGAACAUCUCCGAUCUCUUGGAGUCGAACACUUAUUUGACUAUAAAGAUGAGAACGUCCACGAGUCUAUCGCCAAAACUCUGCGGGACUUCCGCUUUGACAAGUUCUUAUACGCAUUUGACGCAGCGGGAGCUCCUAACUCAGGCGAUCAGAUGCUACAAGCUGUAUCGGAAGAUACCAUGGUUGUUUCUACAGUCAUCCGGGAAAGCAAACGCUUCGCGAUGCCCGUUGCCGUGAGCAAAGUUGACUUUGUGAUUCAUCCUACAGAAGCUCCUCAUCCUAUUUCUAUUCCUGCACGGCCUGCGGACCAUGAUAAGGCUUGGAAAGCUUUGAACUGGGCUAUUGAGAACUACGGAACGCGAUUUCGUUUACCCCCGGUCCGUGUAGUGGAAGAUACUGCUGAGGUUGCGUUGGAAGAGAUUAAGCGUUUCGUUAAACACGGCGGAGGAUUUUCCAAGAUUUCUAUAAAACAACCCCUAGCAUAG
Molecule: messenger RNA, 1132 nt
Organism: Fusarium redolens
Lineage: Eukaryota; Fungi; Ascomycota; Sordariomycetes; Hypocreales; Nectriaceae
Product: chaperonin 10-like protein
Exons: 1
Coding region: 68-1132 (354 amino acids)
Molecular function (GO): oxidoreductase activity, acting on NAD(P)H
Source: RefSeq, a predicted model, not a curated record